Molecule: messenger RNA, 4728 nt
Organism: Neoarthrinium moseri
Lineage: Eukaryota; Fungi; Ascomycota; Sordariomycetes; Amphisphaeriales; Apiosporaceae
Exons: 5
Coding region: 1-4728 (1575 amino acids)
Biological process (GO): regulation of transcription by RNA polymerase II; nucleosome organization
Cellular component (GO): nucleus; chromatin
Molecular function (GO): histone binding; DNA binding; ATP hydrolysis activity
Source: RefSeq, a predicted model, not a curated record
AUGUCGAGCUCACCCGAGCCCGGCGCCGUCAAUGGCGGCUCGCCCGCGGCUGAUGCCCAUGACAACGUCGAUGCCGUCCCCGACCGUACCCGCAGCGAGAGUGACCUGUCUGAGGUCCGCGAUACCGUCGUCAUUGCCCGUCCGCUGCCGCCAGCCUCGGCCGCCCAUCGCGACCCUUCCGAGGACAAUGUCGAGAUGGAGGAUCAGGAGGCCAUUGAGUCUAGUGAAUCAGACAACGACAAUGCCUCCGAGGAUGCCGACUUCGACAUGGAGGAGAGUCCGGCUCCCUCGCAGAGUGAUGGCGCACGCGACGAACGAUCGACGUCCAACGACUCACAACGUGCCACCAAGCGCAAGGUCGCGGUCGUUGAGGAGGAUGACUUUAUAAAGGCAAACCCAGAGCUCUAUGGCCUAAGAAGAAGUUCGCGUCCAACAAAACAACCCAAAGUUGUUGAUUCCGAUGAAGAUGAUUCCGAUUCCGAUGUUCCUGUCAAUCGGCGUUCCAACAAGAGGCGACGCGUCGAGGAAAUCUCUCAGCAGUCUUCCAAGCGAGGUACACCCAACCGACCCUCCCCUGCCGAUGAUUCGGAUUCAGACAACUAUGGCGGAGCCCGCGCCAAAUCCUUCCAGAAGAAGGCACGCAAACAACAAGCCCUUGCCCCGGCGUCAACCAUAUACGCCGAGAAGCGAUGGUCCAGUCGAAAUGCGGCCAAGAAGGUACAGGCUGGCACUUAUCAGGAGAGCGAUGAGGACGAUGAAGACUCGGAGCUCACGCCGGCUUACUGGGGCGGUGAGGACUUGGCCGACGACACGCCCUACAUUGAGAAGGUUGUCGGCCAUCGCGUCAUCGACGACGGGGAAUUGACCGUGGACGCCACCAGAGACGACUUCGAGUACAACAUCAAAUGGGAAGGCAAGUCGCAUCUGCACAACACCUGGGACCCUAUGGACACCUUGCGUGGUUACCGUGGCGUCCGGAAACUCGAGAACUACUACAGAAAGGUUGUCGAGUACGAGAUUGACCUGAAGUUCGCUGGUGAUGACAUCCCUCCCGAAACUCGAGAACAAUACCUGCUCGACAAAGAGCGCGAGCAAGAUGCUCUGGCAGACUACACACACGUGGAGCGAGUCGUUGCCGUGCGCAGUGGAGACUCGGGCAAAGAGUACUUCAUCAAAUGGAAAGGACUCACGUACGAAUGCUGCACUUGGGAGCUUGCCUCCACUAUCCGCGACGACGCUCAAGACAAGAUUGAUCAAUUCCUGGACCGCCAGUCCCGCUCGUGGACGUCCGACAAGUACGAGUCGAACCCCAACACGCGGACCAAAUUCCUGAAGCUCGAAAAGCAGCCGGACUACAUUCGAAACGGUGAGCUGAGGAAUUUCCAACUUACUGGGUUGAACUUCCUCUGCCUGAAUUGGUGUCGAGCGAACAAUGUCAUUCUCGCUGAUGAGAUGGGUCUGGGCAAGACGGUCCAGAGUGUAUCAUUUCUGAGCUGGCUGCGGAAUGAGCGCCAGCAAGAAGGACCUUUCCUUGUCGUAGCACCGCUCAGUGUUAUCCCCGCUUGGUGCGAUACCUUCAACCUGUGGUCGCCGGAUCUCAACUACGUCGUAUAUCUGGGAAACAGCGAGGCUCGCAGCACCAUUCGCGAACAUGAGCUGCUCGUCAAUGGCAACCCGAAGAAGACCAAGUUCAAUGUUCUUGUCACCUCCUAUGAGUACAUCUUGUCGGAUGCUGACUUCCUCCGCACUCUCAAGUGGCAGGCACUUGCUGUCGACGAAGCUCAUCGCUUGAAGAAUAAAGAAUCCAAGCUUUAUGCUGAGCUGAUGAGCUUCGGUGCCCCUGCAAAGAUUCUGAUUACGGGUACGCCCAUCCAGAACAAUCUGGCCGAGCUAUCGGCUCUUCUUGACUUUUUGAAUCCGGGCAAAGUCGUGAUCGAUGAGGAUCUGGAGACGCUGCAAAGCGCCGAUGCCCAGACUAAGCUGCAGGAACUGCAUGCCUCUAUUGCACCCUUCAUCCUCCGUCGUACCAAGGAGACUGUUGAGUCCGAUCUACCUCCCAAAACGGAAAAGAUCAUUCGUGUGGAACUAUCUGAUGUUCAACUUGAAUACUACAAGAACAUCUUGACUCGCAACUAUGCUGCCCUUAACCAGGGCAACAACGGCCAGAAACAAUCCCUUCUGAAUAUCGUCAUGGAGCUGAAGAAGGUCAGCAAUCACCCGUACAUGUUUCCAGGAGCCGAGGACAGGGUCCUUGCCGGCAGCGAGCGCCGUGAGGAUCAGAUCAAGGGAUUGAUCACCAGUAGUGGAAAGAUGAUGUUGCUGGAUCAACUCCUCACCAAGUUGAGAAAGGACAACCACCGUGUCUUGAUUUUCAGUCAAAUGGUGAAGAUGCUUGACAUCCUGGGUGACUACCUUCGUCUCCGUGGCUAUCAAUUCCAGCGUCUAGACGGAACCGUGGCUGCCGCGCCCCGUCGCCUUGCUAUCAAUCAUUUCAACGCUGAGGAUAGCCAGGAUUUUUGCUUUCUCCUGUCUACCAGAGCUGGUGGCUUGGGAAUCAACUUGAUGACCGCCGAUACCGUCAUCAUCUUCGACUCCGACUGGAAUCCUCAGGCCGAUCUACAGGCCAUGGCUCGUGCCCAUCGUAUUGGUCAGAAGAGGCCUGUCAUGGUGUACCGACUAGUGUCCAAGGAGACAAUCGAGGAGGAAGUUCUUGAACGUGCUCGUAAUAAGCUUCUCCUUGAAUAUCUUGCCAUACAAGCUGGUGUAACAGACGAUGGAAAGGCAUUCAGAGAAGAGUUCAAGCAACGAGGCCUCAAAUUGGACGAAGCCAAGUCAGCCGACGACAUCCAAUGGGUACUCAAGAUGCGGUCACAGAAGAUGUUUGAGCAGCAAGGCAACCAAGAGCGGUUGGAGCAGCUUGACAUUGACUCGAUCCUUGAGAACGCCGAAGUCACCAAGACUCAAGUCUCGGACAAGAUGAACCUGAGUACAGGUGGCAUUGACUGGGAUAACUUCAUGCAGUAUACGGAUGUCAAAGUCGACGAUCUUGCUCUCGACUGGGAUCAGAUCAUUCCGGCAGAGGAAAUAGCGGCCAUCAAGACUGAGGAGGAGAAGAAGAAGAACGAAGACUUCCUUCGCCAAGCCAUGGAGGAGAAUGCACCGAGGCGGGCGGCUCUCAAGGGCGCAAAGUCUAAUGGUGACUCCGAACGAGCUGAGCGUGCGGCUAAGAAGCGCGAGCGCGAACAGCUCAAGCAGGAGCGCCUCGAGGAGCAACGAGCUCUGCGCUCUAACCCCCGCCGCCCUCUCAACGAGAAGGAAACACGAAAUCUCAUCAGAGCUUACAUGCGCUAUGGUUAUUUUGACGAUCGGCCAGACGAACUUCUUCGCGAUGCUCGUCUCAGUGACCGCGAUCGCGAGUUUAUCCGCGGACUGUUACAAGAUCUGCAACAAGGAGCUCAAGACGCCAUAGAUAGAAACAACGACGACCUCCGCACGCAGGAGCAACAGACUAGGAAGAAGUUGACCAAGAAGGAUAUCAAGGCCGUCAUGUUCGACUUUGGUGAGGUCAAAAAGAUCAAUGCUGAGACUAUCCUGGAGCGUCCGCCGCAAUUGCAACUUCUUCGACGUGUCAUCUCGGCACACGCAGACUUUCACGAUUUUACGCUGCCUGAAGCCACCAAAGCGGCGCACUACAGCUGCGAGUGGGGCGCGAAGGAGGAUGGCAUGCUCCUUGCUGGCAUCGAUCGUUACGGGUUCGGGGCCUGGACAAACAUCCGUGAUGACCGAGAGAUCGGCUUACAAGACAAGUUCUUCCUAGAGGAACAUCGUGUUGAGAAGAAGGCGCAGAGAGAGCAACAAGGGGAAGAAAAGGCCGGUGCCAAGGCUCCUGGUGCAGUCCACCUUGUUCGUCGCUCUGAGUAUCUUCUCUCUGUCCUCACGGCAGUGCACUCAGACGACGAUGAUGCCCGGAAGAUUGUUGAGAACCACCACCGCAACAAUAAGAAGGCAGCCCAUGCCCAGGCAAAUGGGUUGCGGCGCUCUGAUAAGGCUAGUGCGUCUGCUUCUCCAGCACCUCAUCGAAAGCAUCACCGAGAUCGCGACCAUGACCGCUCCCACUCGCGAGGAGAUCAUCAGCGUUCUCGCAGCAAUGCUGACGGAAAUACUCCGCGACCAGACUCAAAGCGCAAGCACAGCGGUAGUGUAGAUGAUCGUAAUCACAAGCUUCGCCGUGUUGACGAUGAUCAACGUCGGGUAGAUGAAGCUCAACGUCUCGAACUGGAAGAAGAAGAUGACAGAAAGAACGCACACAUUAUUGAAGCGCUCAUGCACCCCAUUUGGUCGCACGUCCAGAAGGUGGAAGGAUGCACGAAGGCGAAAAUCCCCGUUGCCAAAGCCAGAGCUAAGGUCUUGAAGGCAGAGAUCACGGCGAUUGGCAACUUCAUCGAAGGCUUGCAAGUGAACACGGAGCUUGAUAUCAACGAAAUCAAGCCAAAACUCUGGAGAUUCAUUUCCAAGCGUAUCCCAGCAAGUGACAAGCAACCUUCGGAUAAAGACGGCAAAGACAAGCCUGGUGCUCCUGAUCCUACGAGAAUGACCGGUCCACGUCUCUCGGCACUCUAUCAGCAACUUAAGCAGGCUGAGAAAAGUGGCGACGUCAAACCCAAACCUUCUAGCUCAACCGUCACCAAUGGUUCUUCGCGUGGCGAUUCUUCCAAGUCUAAGGACUAG